Molecule: messenger RNA, 975 nt
Organism: Clarias gariepinus (North African catfish)
Lineage: Eukaryota; Metazoa; Chordata; Actinopteri; Siluriformes; Clariidae
Gene: prdx1
Product: peroxiredoxin 1
Exons: 6
Coding region: 148-747 (199 amino acids)
Biological process (GO): removal of superoxide radicals; cellular response to stress; hydrogen peroxide catabolic process
Cellular component (GO): cytosol
Molecular function (GO): thioredoxin peroxidase activity
Source: RefSeq, a predicted model, not a curated record
CCACUGUGUACUGGAUCUUGAAGUGGAUCAGGCAAGAGGAAGUCUCGCGAGAUUUCAGCGUGGCUAUAUAAACGCGCGCGACCGCGGAUCUGUGGGUUUUUCUUGACUUCACGUAACAGAACGCAGCGGACCAAAGUUCAAUCCAAGAUGUCAGCUGGCAAAGCACAGAUCGGCAAACCUGCCCCUGACUUCACAGCCAAGGCCGUGAUGCCUGAUGGCCAGUUUAAAGAUCUGAAGCUGUCAGACUAUCGAGGAAAGUACGUUGUUUUCUUCUUCUACCCUCUGGACUUCACCUUCGUCUGUCCCACCGAGAUCAUCGCCUUCAGUGACGCAGCAGAAGAAUUCAAAAAGAUCAACUGUGAGGUCAUCGGUGCGUCUGUAGACUCGCACUUCUGCCAUCUGGCCUGGAUAAACACCCCCAGGAAGCAAGGUGGCCUGGGACACAUGAAGGUUCCUCUGGUGGCCGACACCAAACGGACCAUCUCUCAAGACUACGGUGUACUGAAGGAGGACGAAGGCAUCGCUUACAGAGGUCUCUUCAUCAUCGACGAUAAAGGCAUCCUGAGGCAGAUCACCAUUAACGACCUGCCGGUGGGUCGGUCGAUCGACGAGACGCUGCGUCUGGUGCAGGCCUUUCAGUUUACAGAUAAACACGGAGAAGUUUGCCCAGCCGGCUGGAAGCCCGGAAAGGACACGAUCAAGCCUGAUGUCCAAAAGAGCAAAGAUUUUUUCUCCAAACAAAACUAAGCGCACGAGACUCUGCAGUGUAGUCUGACCAGCCCCACACUGGCACUUAUACCGAACCUCAGUAACAAUUAUGACUCUGUUAAGCUUAAAAUAAGUGUGUAGGAUUGUAAUUGUUGUUUAUGUUGUGUGACGUCGUGAGAAAUAUGAUGCUCAUGUAGAAGGCCACUAUUUUGUAUGUUUAUACCGUCUCAUGUUUCCUUUGUGAAAUAAAAAAGGAAAAUGACAGAG